CGGGCUGUAUGGGAAGAGUACGAAAAUGGCAACACUCCUAAAGCGACACCAGAAGGCAGAUGGGUACGAGAGAUGGAUAAAUUUGAGUGUAUGAUAUAGGUAUAUGAGUACGAGCAAAGUAUAUACGGAGAGCAGAACUCGGAGGAAUUUCAAGGACAGACAAAAUAUAUCCAUUCUUAGGAAGGAAAGGACAUGUUAGAGCUGUUGCAGCAAGAGAGACAGGCUUACUUCCAAAAGCGAAGCCAGCGAACUCCUGUUAUCUUCGUCAAAGGUACAUUUGGUGUUGACACGAAGACUCAAUGCGACCUUUUAUGCAAGGGAUUUGAUUUUCAGCACAUAUCCUUACGUGACGUGUUACGUGAAAAGGCUGCCGAUCAAACGUACCUCCAUGCUAAAUUCGUGAGAGAUUGCCUCGAGGAAGAUGUAAAUGUUCCGACUCAAUUGGCGAUUAGUUUGCUUGAGUUGAAAAUCAAUGAAGGGAGAAAAGAAGGGAAGAGCUGGAGCCUUGUGGAGGGGUUUCCAGAAAGUAUGGAACAAAUUCUUGAGUUCAAAAAGAAGGUGCAAAAAUCAAAUUACGUACUAUUUCUGAGCUGCUUAUCAGCGGAAACGCCGAGACAUUCCCUAGGUGGAGGUAGUGAUGAUUCGGAUGUUGUGAAUCAUUUGAAAGCAGUAGAGGGGUACUUUAAAGAGGUAAGGAGGAAGUAAAGCCUAGCA
Messenger RNA from Hyaloscypha bicolor E, 714 nucleotides. RefSeq lists its product as uncharacterized. The transcript is spliced from 3 exons. The coding region runs from base 193 to 705 and encodes 170 amino acids. Gene Ontology annotation, cellular component: cytoplasm. The record is from RefSeq and is a predicted model, not a curated record. Lineage: Eukaryota; Fungi; Ascomycota; Leotiomycetes; Helotiales; Hyaloscyphaceae. Gene Ontology annotation, molecular function: AMP kinase activity; ATP binding. Gene Ontology annotation, biological process: nucleobase-containing compound metabolic process.